CACGUAGUACCAACAGCUAACAUAUAAAUACCCCGCUCUUGUUUGUUCUCGACAGGCACAAGCAUAGACCGGCGCAUCGUGAACGUGACGAUUAUCAAGUGGGCACAAUGAAUAUUCUGAUUGUUUGCAUCGUGAUAGCCAACGUAGUAAUAUCCCAAGGUAAUGUGGAGGAAGAUGGAAGAUCCAAUAAUGAAAUUCAAGAACGAUCACUUCUAGUAUUUGACCAUAACGAGUGCAGAUACCUCGGCCACACAAUGGGAAACGGAGGAGUAAUAACUCUGCAAAAUCCCUGUGUCAAAUGGACUUGCCUGGCCAAUCAGACUCAGCUGCUAGUUCAAGGGUGCUGAGCCCGUGCCCUGUGGAGCUGCUUCUUGGGGUUCCAGGUUCAAGUUGCAGCCGGAGGUCUGCCACCUUAUGAAGUUCAUCUGGUUAUCUGACGUUCUUCUUGUUGAACGAGAAAGUGCAAAAAGC
Molecule: messenger RNA, 471 nt
Organism: Ixodes scapularis (black-legged tick)
Lineage: Eukaryota; Metazoa; Arthropoda; Arachnida; Ixodida; Ixodidae
Exons: 4
Coding region: 108-347 (79 amino acids)
Source: RefSeq, a predicted model, not a curated record